AUGCAGAUCAUGGACUUGCAAACACAACUUGAUCAGCUCGCGGAUCACAAUCAAUCUCUUGAGGAAGCAAGGCUUAGGGCCGAAGAAACCUUGCAGGCUCAACAACACCAGCGCCAGGUCGACGAGCAACUUGUCCAGGAAGCAGUCGAAGCACGUGAUCGCCAGAUUCACCAGCGAGACAUCGACAUCGCGCAACUCAAGGAUACGCUACAGCGGCUGCAGGAAGAAAUUGCGAGACUAACAGAGCUCAACAACACCCUCACAGAGGCGAACCGUCAUCUCACGAACGAUGCCAAUGAGCGCUACGCACAACUCCAAUCUGAAGGUCAGCUGGUUCAUCAACAAUGGCAGACAUCUCAAAGAGAACUCGACACUUUGCGAUCGCAACAUCGCCAACUUACCCAAGGAAUGGAAGGUGCCCUUCGCGAAGAGAUUGGUGCUGCACUGGACGAACGCAAUGCAGAGAUCAGCCGCUUGGAGAGGGAGCUAUCGAGCGCAAGAGAGCAAAUCAAGAGCCUGCAAAAGCAGAUCCUUGCGUCGAAGAAGCCCAGCGAGAGCUUCCUCACCAUUCGAGACGAGGACUACUUCGACAGCGCUUGCCAGCAACUUUGCCAACAUGUCCAGCAGUGGGUGCUGCGGUUCUCCAAGUUUUCAGACACCCGCGCUUGUCGCCUGUCGUCUGACAUCCAGGCCGAUGCUCGAAUGGAUGCCGCGACGCGCGAGAAGAUCGACAAACGUCUGGAUAAUGCCAUCCUCGAUGGCUCGGAUGUCGAUUCACUUCUCGCAGACCGCGUCAAGCGACGAGAUGUGUUCAUGUCGAUCGUCAUGUCGAUGAUCUGGGAGUAUGUCUUCACACGCUACCUCUUCGGCAUGGACAGAGAACAACGACAGAAGUUGAAGUCGCUAGAGAAGACAUUAUCAGAAGUUGGCCCACCCCGCGCUGUCGCCCAAUGGCGCGCAAUAACCCUGACCCUCCUCUCCAAGCGCGAGCCCUUCAUGCAACAGCGUGCGCAAGACACCGAAGCCGUGGUCCACGAAAUCUACUCCACCCUCUCCACGCUUUUGGCACCGCCCUCCCACCUACAGCAACAAAUCCAAGCCAGUCUUAGAAACGUCAUGCGCCUCGCCGUCGAACUCAGCAUCGAGAUGCGCACCCAGCGAGCCGAGUACAUCAUGCUGCCCCCGCUCCAACCCGAGUACGACGUCCACGGCGACCUGGUCGCGAAAGUAACGUUCAACGCAUCCCUCAUGAACGAGCGCUCAGGCGAGACUACCUCCAAUGACGAACUGGAAGCGAGAGGUGCCAUUGUCAAGGUUGUGCUCUUCCCGCUUGUGGUCAAGAAGGGCGACGAUUUUGGAGAGGGGGAGGAUGAGAUUGUGGUUUGUCCCGCCCAGGUCUUGAUUGCGAAAUCUGGGCGCAAGAAGGUGGUCAGGGUCAUGAGUGGCGCGAUGAGUCUGGGAAGUCGCGCGAGUAGUAAGGGGCGCAGUGCGGUUAGCUUGGCGCCUGAGAGUAGUGUUAUGGAUCUGGAUGAGCCGAACAUGAUUUGA
This is a messenger RNA of Didymella exigua CBS 183.55, 1548 nucleotides long. RefSeq lists its product as uncharacterized. The transcript is spliced from 2 exons. The record is from RefSeq and is a predicted model, not a curated record. The coding region runs from base 1 to 1548 and encodes 515 amino acids. Lineage: Eukaryota; Fungi; Ascomycota; Dothideomycetes; Pleosporales; Didymellaceae.